AUGUAUGAAUCUGACUAUGAUGAAGAUCAUAAUGUGAGGCUGGUGAGAGGAGGCAGUCGGUGUGCUGGGACGCUGGAGGUGUAUCACAAAGGAGAGUGGGUGACAAUAGCUCCUUAUAAUUGGGAUAUGAACGAUGCUGCAGUGGUGUGUAGACAGCUGGACUGUGGCUCUGCUGUAUCAACACCUGUGAGAGCUCACUUUGGACAAGGCCAGCAAGUGGUUCAGCUAACUGGAGGACCUUACAGGUGUUCUGGGAGAGUGGAGGUGAAGUUCAAUCACUCCUGGGCUACAGUGUGUGAUGCUGACUUGGACUGGCAGGAUGCUCAGGUGGUCUGUAGGGAGCUGGACUGUGGAAAUCCUUCAGCUCUACUCAAGGUGUCUCACUUUGGUCAAGAACCUGAUGAUGUGAGGCUGGUCAAUGGAAGCAGCUCUUGUUCUGGGAGAGUGCAGGUGUUUCGUUGGGGACAGUGGGGGACAGUUUAUCACCGUAACUGGGACAUGAACGAUGCUGCAGUCGUGUGUAGACAGCUGGACUGCGGUUCUGCUGUGUCGGUACCAAGUGGAGACCGUUUUGGAGAAGGUUCUGGAAAGAUGGUCCUGGGUGAUGUUUCCUGUAGUGGGACAGAAUCUGCACUGAGAGAGUAUUUUGUGAGACUUGUGGGUGGAGCUGAUCGCUGUUCUGGGAGAGUGGAGGUGAAGCUCAAUCACUCCUGGGCUACAGUGUGUGAUGCUGACUUUGACUGGCAGGAUGCUCAGGUGGUCUGUAGGGAGCUGGACUGUGGGGGUCCUUCAGUUCUACACAGAGGGUCUCGUUUUGGUCAAGGUGAAGGUCCCAUCUGGUCUAAACACUUCCAGUGUGAAGGUCAUGAGUCCUUUCUACAUGAGUGUCUCACCACAGACAGACCAGAGCAGAACUGCACACAUGGAAAUGAUGUAGAACUGAUUUGUUCAGGUAAGCAUAAUGUGCAACUUCAACCAAUUGUAUAUUUUUCUGGUUUGCCUGUAUUUUUUUUUAGCCUUUUUAUUUUUUGUCACUCUUUUUUUCAUACAGGACCUAAUGAUUUGAGACUGGUGAAGGGAGGCAGUCGUUGUGCUGGGACAGUGGAGGUGUACCGCUGGGGACAGUGGGGGACAGUAGCCCAGUAUAACUGGGACUUAAACGAUGCUGCAGUGGUGUGUAGACAGCUGGACUGUGGCUCUGCUGUAGUAACACCAAUUAGAGCUCACUUUGGAGAAGGUUCUGGAAAGGUCCUGCUCAGAGAUGUUUCCUGCAAUGGGUCAGAGUCUGCACUGAGGGACUGUGGAGCAGUUGACUUCAGACACAUGGACAUCCCACACAAGUUUGAUGCUGGAGUUAUCUGCUCUGAUUUUGUGAGACUUGUGGGUGAAGAUGAUCGCUGUUCUGGAAGAGUGGAAGUGAAGUUCAAUCACUCCUGGGCUACAGUGUGUGUUGCUGACUUUGACUGGCAGGAUGCUCAGGUGGCCUGUAGGGAGUUGGACUGUGGGGGUCCUUCAGUUCUACACAGGGGUUCUCAUUUUGGUCAAGGUCAUCGAGGGAUUCGACUAAGAGGAGGAACUCACUCUUGCUCUGGGAGAGUUGAGGUUGAGCACAGGGAUACCUGGGGCACAGUGUGUAAUGCUGACUUUGAUUGGCAGGAUGCUGAGGUGGUCUGUAGGUCCCUGGACUGUGGGGAACCUGCAGAAGUGGCCUGGUUUGGGGAAGGCAGUGGCCAAAUCUGGCCUGAUGUAUUUCAGUGCCAUGGGAACGAGACUCGACUCUCCCAGUGUGCUGUGUCCCCAUGGAGUCGGGCAGCCUGCUCUCAUGGACAGGAUGUAGGAGUCAUCUGCUCUGGCUCACCUCCGUCCCUUUCAGUUGGGGGAGUCAGGCUGCUGUCAGGGGGGAGUGACUGUGAGGGCUGGGUGGAGGUUUUCUAUAACCAGACAUGGUGGAGGAUCCACAAGAAGUCCUGGAGCUUCACAGAUAGUUCCGUGGUCUGCAGACAGCUCGGCUGUGGCUCUGCAGCGAAGGUCCGUCCAUCUGGGGCAGGUGAAGGUGACAGGUGUGUGACGGGAUUCCAGUGUUCAGGAACGGAGGCUCAUCUGGGGACCUGCAGCUCUCCACAAAUACUCACCUGCAAACCCAGAGACCAGGUGUUCAUAAUCUGCACCAACCACAGGUCUCUCCGCCUAGUUGGGGGUGGUGCAGACUGUGCCGGGAGGCUGGAGGUUUUCCACGGGGGCUCCUGGGGUACAGUGUGUGAUGACUCCUGGGGUCUGGCAGAAGCUCAGGUGGCCUGCAGACAGCUGCGAUGUGGGACAGCCCUCAGUGGGCAGAACCCGGUACCAGCCUACUUCGGCCCGGGAUCUGGACCCAUCUGGCUUGGGCGACUGGGCUGUGUAGGAAAUGAGUCGUCCCUGUGGGACUGUCCUUCAGCACAGUUUGAGCAGCAGGACUGUGGUCACAAGGAGGAUGUGGGGGUUGUGUGUUCAGAGCACAAGCUUCUUCGUCUGUCUGAGGGCUGCUCUGGCCAUACAGAGGUCUAUUACAAUGGAAGCUGGGGGAGCGUGUGUUUUAAUCAGAUGGAAAAGACUACGGCUGCAGUCAUCUGUCGUCAGCUCGGCUGUGGAGAUAAGGGGACAGUCGAUGAGACAAUCUCCAGGCUCAGUCCUGAUCCCAAAUGGUUGGACAAUGUCGUAUGCCAGGAUUACGAAUCCUCUCUGUGGCAGUGCCCGUCCUCCCCUUGGGGGCAGAAUCAAUGCACAGAGACUGAGGUGGCUGACAUCAGGUGUUCAGUUGCCGAGAACAAGAAUAUUUCUGACUUUUUCAACUGCAGCAUAUCCAGCACAGAGAGCUCAUGCUAUAGUAAUUUGCCCCUGAGACUGACGGGGGGCUCAGACCCUUGUUCUGGGAGGGUAGAGGUGUACCAUAAAGGCUUCUGGGGGACAGUGUGUGAUGACUCCUGGGACCUUCAGGAUGCUAUGGUUGUGUGCAGGCAGCUGGACUGUGGGGCAGCCCUCAGGGCUGAAAAGGGUAGCAGGUUUGAGAGAGGAAAUGGCCCCAUCUGGCUGGAUGAGGUCAACUGCAGGGGCAGUGGGAAUACAAUUGCUCCUGAUAUGACUCCACCUCCCAAAACCACCCAGUCCAAAACAGUCCAGUCCAUCUCACCAGUGUCCACUGUGGUGCUUGGGUCCCUGAUCUCAAUCCUUUUGCUGCUUGUGGGUGGAUUGGUGUACAAGAACUGGACACUGAAAAAAGAAGUUACCAAAAACAAAGAUCAGCUGGAUCCAGCCAUCUAUGAGGAAAUUGAUUUCAUAACUACUCAACAAUCUAAGCAAGCAAGUCACAAUGUUGGUGAUGUCUCUGAGCUGCCCUUAGAUCAUGAAGAUGUGGAGGAAACUGAAGGAGACAAUUUGUUAGAGACUAAAAAUGAGCCAGAAAACUAUGAUGAUGUUUCAGCUGUCCAGAAGAAUGCCGAAAGAGUUUCAGAUACACUGGAGUUCCGUAAUGAAGCCCUGACACAUCAGACCUUUGACUAUGAUGAUGUCACUGAAAGCCAGAGUUGUGAUUAUGAUGAUGUCACUGUGGAGCAGGGUCCAGCCUCUCAGUUGGAUCGCCACCAAAGUAACCCUGUGGUACAAAGGGCUGUUAUGACAUCACUCAAACAUGAUGGAAGACUUCCUGAAGUUGAAAAAACUGACUAUGAUGAUGUGGGUGAUCAGAUUCUGUAA
Messenger RNA from Scleropages formosus (Asian bonytongue), 3729 nucleotides. Its product is annotated as scavenger receptor cysteine-rich type 1 protein M130-like. NCBI's taxonomy places the organism in Eukaryota, Metazoa, Chordata, Actinopteri, Osteoglossiformes, Osteoglossidae. The transcript has 19 exons. Gene Ontology annotation, cellular component: membrane. Bases 1 to 3729 code for a protein of 1242 amino acids. The record is from RefSeq and is a predicted model, not a curated record.